This is a messenger RNA of Rhinolophus ferrumequinum (greater horseshoe bat), 2977 nucleotides long. It is a transcript of the gene RELL1, whose product is annotated as RELT like 1. Gene Ontology annotation, biological process: positive regulation of p38MAPK cascade. Lineage: Eukaryota; Metazoa; Chordata; Mammalia; Chiroptera; Rhinolophidae. Gene Ontology annotation, cellular component: plasma membrane. The coding region runs from base 121 to 936 and encodes 271 amino acids. The transcript is spliced from 7 exons. The record is from RefSeq and is a predicted model, not a curated record.
GGCGGGGUUCGUAGCGCGCCGGGCCGAGCUCUGUCACUCUGCCUGCCAGCCCCAGAGCUGCGCCGCCAGCCAGAGCCCGGGACGCGACGCCCCGGGGGAGGAGGGCGAAGGGACGCCGCGAUGGCUCCGCAGGGACUCCCAGGGUCUGCCGUCGUCGCCACUGCUGUCUUUGUGGGAGGCGCCGUGAGUUCGCCGCUCGUGGCCCCGGAAAACGGCGGCAGCCGCACGUUGCAGUCCAGAGCAGAGACGACACCGUCGCCCACCAACAACACUGGGAGUGGACACCCGGAGUAUGUCGCCUAUGUGCUGGUCCCUGUAUUCUUCAUUAUGGGUCUCUUUGGGGUCCUCAUCUGCCACCUGCUUAAGAAGAAAGGCUAUCGUUGUACAACAGAAGCUGAGCAAGACGUGGAAGAGACAAAGGUCGAAAAGAUAGAGUUGAAUGACAGUAUAAAUGAAAACAGUGACACUGUUGGGCGAAUUGUCCACUAUAUCAUGAAAAAUGAAGCAAACGCUGACGUUUUAAAGGCAAUGGUAGCAGAUAACAGCCUGUGUGAUCCUGAAAGCCCGGUGACCCCCAGCACUCCUGGGAGCCCGCCUGUGAGCCCCGGGCCCUUGUCACCAGGUGGCACCCCAGGGAAGCACAUCUGUGGCCACCAUCUACACACCGUGGGCGGUGUUGUCGAGAGGGAUGUGUGUCAUCGGUGUAGGCACAAGCGGUGGCACUUCAUAAAACCCACCAACAAGUCUAAAGAAGGCCGCCCAAGGCGUCAAGGAGAGGUCACCGUCCUCUCUGUGGGCAGGUUUAGAGUUACAAAAGUGGAACACAAGUCGAAUCAGAAGGAGCGGAGAAGUUUGAUGUUGGUUAGUGGGACCGAAAGCGUCAAUGGGGAGGUCCCUGUGACACCUGUGAAGAGAGAACGAAGUGGCACGGAGUAGCAGGAAUGACGACAUUAUUUGAAGAGUUCUAAGAGACUGAAAACUUAACAAGAUAUGAAGUUACCUAGGGAAUAUUUUUAUCUUUUAUACGAUUUCUCUCGUGGAGUCUGCAGGCAUAUGGAUAAAAGCUAAAAGGGAAUGUGGUUGUUCUGCUGGAUACAGAAUUCAGUUGGUUUUGAAACAAGUUUUGGUUUAAAAAUGUCCAUGAAAAAUUUAUUACAUUUCUAGGGAAGAAAAGAGCUUAUUUUUUUAUCUUCCCAACCACCUUCUGCCCCCACCUCUUCCAUUUCCCCCUGCCCGGCCUUAGCGUACACACUGCAGUUUUCUCAGUAUGACCACUGUGUACAGUGCAACUAUUUGUGUACAGUCUGAGCUGAUGCUGUUGGUGUGUGUGUGUGUGUGUGUGUGUGUGUGUGUGUUCUGUUCCCCCAACCCUUACUUCCCAUUUUACUACUGGUUGUAAGAAGAUCCUCUUACAGUUUAACUGUUACAAAAGAUAAAGUGACUCUCUGGUGGUGAAUGGUCCUGGAAGAUAACCUAGUGUCGCCUGAGAACUUGAUUCCCCGAGAGAUUCUGGAGUCAGAUGGAACUAGAUGGCAGACUUUGGAUUUUGAGACCAAGAAUUCACCACUGACUUCUGCUACCACUCUUAGGUCACUUAUAAAAUAUUGAGAGUUUGUUGUUGUUGUUUUUUAACUUCAGCUAAGCAAUUCUUUAGUCCAUUAAAUAAAGGGGAAAUGGUUUAAAGUUACCAAAACAAACAAAAAAUUCUUGUGACUACCCAAGGUCAAAACAGAAUUAAAAACCCCUCUAUUUCCCAUGCAGGAUGGGCCCGCACCUUCUUCUGGCAUGUUUUCUUUGGUGCACUUGCUGUUUUCCAUCUUGUGACUAAUGCUCAUUACUUAAAAGAUUCUUGGUGGUUAUUUCCCCUUUCAGCUUGGUAAACCCUAUUUUUUUUUUUUUUUGGCCUUACCCUUUAUGAAACACCUGAAAGAACUCAGAGGCAAAGAUAGUAAGUAGUACAUUUAUUAUAGGUCUGGGCCAGGGGGUGAGAGGGCCCACUUCCACGUCAGUGUUGGUAUGGUGCCUUGGGCACUUCUUUUAUUUCAGAGAGAAAAGGCACAUUUCUCAUUUGACUUCCAGAAGAUAGUUUCCUUUAAAAUGUACUUUAAACUAUUUCCUGUAAAUAUAUUCAUUCCAUUCUGUUUCUGGCAUCAAACUAAAAGUUUCUAACCUUUUAAAUGAAUGGUAGGUUCAAUUUCAUGUGUAUUUUUACUGACAACUAAUUAGAAAGUGUAUGUGUGUCCAUACAUAAACACAGUGGACUAGGUGAUAGAGGAAGUCAGUAUGAAAUUUUACUGAGGUUCAGAAAGUAGCAAUAUAUGAAUUUUGGGACUGUGUAUUAGUGUAAAUAACAUAUAUGUCAUCUAGACCAAUAGUUGGUUUUAAAAAAAAAACAUCAUUUUUUUGUUUAAACAAUAUGUCCUCAAAAUGAUGAGAGAUAAAAUGUAAGAGAUUCUUCAGCUUUAAUUAUUUUUUAAUUUUAUUCAGGUCAGAGCACUUUUUUUUUUAAUAGCAAUACAACAGGCAAGAGAAUACUCAAAAAUAUUUAAAACUGUAUUUUUACCAAGAAGUACGUUUUAAAUAUUUUCUAAUACUUGAGCAGUUUUUGUCAGGCUGGCUUCCAAAUAUGCCAAAAGUUAAGCAUUCAAUAUUUUGAACACAUAAGCUUUUUACUGGUUUCUAUUAUCUAAUAAGAAUUCUUAAGUGUUCCCAAAACAACUGAUGUUUACAGGCCUUGUGGUUUUCCUCCUUCGUUAGAAGGAUUGGGGAUCCACAACAAACUUGCUAUACAAAACACUAAUGAUGGAUUAAUUUCUGGUGUAAUAUAUAAAUGACUUGGCUACCACCUUGAUGUAAAAAUCUGUAAAGGAAAUUUUUCACCAUUUUAAGUGUCAAGUGUAUUUUUAACUGUCUGGUUUGUACUUUUAUGACUUUUGUACUACCAAAGAGGAGUUAAAAAUAAAAAUGUUAAACACGU